This is a messenger RNA of Rotaria sp. Silwood2, 678 nucleotides long. NCBI's taxonomy places the organism in Eukaryota, Metazoa, Rotifera, Eurotatoria, Philodinida, Philodinidae. The record is from the annotation of a GenBank genome assembly.
AUGCGUUUUCGGAAACAUUUCCAGAAACAAUUGGUUAGAAAAUCUGAAAUUGGUGAAGUUCCUUGUUUAAGUUAUUUUGAAGCACCAGAUAGACCAGUAAAAACUAUUGAAGCUCAUGCUGGUCGAGGAUCUUUCGAUCCUGAUGAAUAUAUAACUACAGUAUAUCUAUCAUUUACAAAUGGUAUCCCAUCAGAAGCUGAACAUUUGUUCGAUUUACCUGAUCAGUGGCCUGCCUAUUGUGGCAAUGCAAAUACGGGUAAAUUACAAUUUUCAGCAUCACUUCUGAUACAACAUUUGAACUAUUUUUUAGGAUUUAAUGUAGAACCCUCUCGUACAUUUGUGGUUACUCCUGAUGGUCAAGAUUAUUUAAAAUUAACUUUACAAACACCACCAGUUCAUGCACCUGGUGAUGAAGUUAAAGUUGAAUUUAAAGUACAACCAAACUAUUUCUACAAUGGUACGCGAUGUGCUGAGUUUAGUCCAGUUGUUUUUAAUCGAGUAAAUUGGCAAGUACCACAACAAAUUAACAUAUCAUUUGCAGAUUAUGGUUGUUGCUCAUACGCAAUUACCGCAACCGGUGGUGGAUAUGAUUGGUAUUAUACAACACCAACAAUUGUUGUUUCCGCCUGUGAUGGAGAAGCUGGACAUGCUUGCAAAGACAGAGCAUGUGGACUUUGA